Molecule: messenger RNA, 401 nt
Organism: Dipodomys ordii (Ord's kangaroo rat)
Lineage: Eukaryota; Metazoa; Chordata; Mammalia; Rodentia; Heteromyidae
Product: probable inactive glycosyltransferase 25 family member 3
Exons: 2
Source: RefSeq, a predicted model, not a curated record
GUGGUGGCCAGGGGCCUGGCCCAGGUCCUGGUAUUUGAAGAUGAUGUGCACUUUAAAAGCAACUUCCGGGGGAGGCUGGUGCGGCUGAUGGAGGAUGUGGCGACCCACAAACUCCCAUGGGACCUGAUCUACCUGGGCCGGAAGCAGGUGAACCCCGAGGAGGAGUUGGCUGUGGAGGGGUUCCCUGGCCUGGUGGUGGCUGGGUACUCCUACUGGACACUGGCGUAUGCCCUGAGCCUGGCCGGGGCCCGCAAGCUGCUGGCCUCCCAGCCUCUGCACCGCAUGCUGCCUGUGGAUGAGUUUCUGCCCAUCAUGUCUGACCAGCACCCCAAGUGAGGCUUGGAGUGGGGGAGGCUUCUCACUGGGUGGCAGAGAUUAGUGAGGUCUACUCAGACACAGGU